Molecule: messenger RNA, 1105 nt
Organism: Camelina sativa (false flax)
Lineage: Eukaryota; Viridiplantae; Streptophyta; Magnoliopsida; Brassicales; Brassicaceae
Product: B-box zinc finger protein 18
Biological process (GO): photomorphogenesis; regulation of DNA-templated transcription
Cellular component (GO): nucleus
Molecular function (GO): zinc ion binding
Source: RefSeq, a predicted model, not a curated record
ACGGGAGAGAGAGAGCGAUGAUAUAUAAAAUCUCUACUCGCAGCAUUCUGCAAAAAAAAAAAUAUCAUAUUUUCUCUGCUCCUUCUCUCUCUCUCUCUCUCAGGUUCCUUCUUCUCUCUGAGAUAGUUUUUGACUCAAAAAUAUCUCAAAUCAUCUUCUUUACUUCGAUAGUUCCUAAACCCUUCAUCUCUCUAUCUCUCCCCCCUUCAAUAACAAAUGGGAAUUUGUGUUUGGUGAGAAAGAUGCGAACUUUGAAACUGAUCGUUUGAGGAGAAAAACAAACAUGCGAAUUCUGUGUGAUGCUUGUGAGAGCGCCGCCGCAAUUGUAUUUUGCGCCGCCGACGAAGCUGCUCUCUGUUGCUCCUGCGACGAAAAAGUUCAUAAGUGCAACAAGCUAGCUAGUCGACAUGUACGUGUAGGCUUAGCUGAUCCAAGCAAUGCCCCGAGCUGUGACAUAUGCGAAAAUGCACCUGCAUUCUUUUACUGUGAGAUAGAUGGUAGUUCCCUUUGUCUACAAUGUGACAUGGUUGUACAUGUUGGUGGGAAGAGAACACACAGGCGUUUUCUAUUGCUGAGACAGAGGAUUGAGUUCCCAGGCGAUAAGCCUAAUCACGCUGACCAAUUGGGAUUACGUUGUCAGAAGGGUUCCUCAGGUCGUGGUCAAGAAUCAAAUGGAAAUGGUGAUCAUGAUCACAAUAUGAUUGAUCUCAACUCCAACCCCCAAAGAGUACACGAGCCUGGAUCGAAUCACCAAGAGGAGGGUAUUGAUGUAAAUAACGCAAACAAUCAUGAGCCUGAACAGUGAUCGUAGAUACACAAGAUCAAGUAAGAACCAUGAAAUGCAAUACCCUCCUCAAUCAUGAGCCUGAACAGUGACUCUCAACUCAACUCACUCAUCUUUUUAUAGAAAAAAAUCCAAUACCCUCCUCACCAUGAGAGUCACAUGACCUUGAAAUGCAAUCUCUCAUUAUUCAAGUUUAAAUAUGUUGUUUUGAUGUUUCUUGCUCCAUUUUUCUUGGAUACAAACCUAGGAUUCAUCAUUAACAUAAUGCUUGGUCGUUUGUAAUGUCAUUUCUCGUAUUAGAUGAUGUGAUUUUUCAGCUCA